Molecule: messenger RNA, 1888 nt
Organism: Pseudo-nitzschia multistriata
Lineage: Eukaryota; Bacillariophyta; Bacillariophyceae; Bacillariales; Bacillariaceae
Source: the annotation of a GenBank genome assembly
CAAUCUCAUCCCAUUCUGCCGAACUCAGUACACUAGUGUUGACUAGCGAAAUAUUUUAUCCACACGAUCAUGAGCAACAAUAUUAAUGGCGGGGGCCGUUCCCGUAACGCACUUUCUUCGGUGGAUUUUUAUCGCCGGGUGCCAAAGGAUCUAACAGAGGUGCGUGGUGCGGGCGGUUGAGGAUUUUCCUACGUCUCUUUGCAACUGAUAAGAACGAGCGAAUCACUUUUCRUUGAAAGAUUUCGUUCUCAACGUCCUAUCCGUUCGAAUAUUUUAUUGGUCUGACAUGUUUUGUUGCUCCGUCUUAACUUGGCGUUUUUGGUCUGCUGUUUCUAUUUUGUGGUGUCUUYAGGCAACCUCACUAGGUGCGGCAAUGUCCUUGGUUGCAUUGAGUAUCAUGGGGAUCCUGUUCUUCAGCGAAACAGCUGCCUUUGCCCGUACGAAAAUUGCCACUUCCAUUACCCUGGACGAAAACUCGCAGCCCCRAUUGCGGCUGAAUUUCAACAUCACCAUGCUAGAUGUUCACUGCGAUUACGUCUCGGUGGAUGUGUGGGAUGCGCUCGGGACGAACCGCCAAAACGUCACAAAAAACGUAGAGAAAUGGCAAAUUUCGGAAGACGGUAACACCCGGCUUUUCAGCGGACGCAACCGAGAACAGCGCGAGGUUCGGCACGAGGAACACGAUCGCACCCUCGAAGAGAUGCACGAAGAGGACGGAGUCCACGCAGUCGAACUGACCAACGAUAGUUUCAAGGGCUUCUUGGCAGAAAAUGAAAUGGCCUUUGUAGAUAUGUACGCACCKUGGUGUGUUUGGUGUCAAAGGCUCCACCCUACAUGGGAAAAGCUUGCCGUCGAGGUUAAGAAAUUGAACAUGCCCGUGGGUAUUGGAAAGGUCGAUUGUAUGGUACAGGCUGAUUUGUGUCGGGAUCAGAAGGUCAUGGCAUUCCCUACCCUUCGCUGGUACGAAAUGGGAAAGCCAAUCUCUCCGGAAUACAAAAUGGAUCGAACCGUCCAGGCCAUGGUCGGCUUUGCCAAGCGCAAAUUGGAAAUGAACGAGAAAUUCAAGGACUGGGAAAAGGGCGCCGUUGAYCGUGGCGAAUCGAACGAAGCCAUCGACAAGAAACGCAAACUUUUCGCGCAGAACCGRCCGGAACACCCUUCUUGCCAGGUCAGUGGCCACUUGAUGGUCAAUCGUGUCCCCGGAAACUUCCACAUCGAAGCCAAAUCGAAGAACCACAACCUGAACUCGGCCAUGACAAACCUGACCCACAUUGUGAACCACUUGAGCUUCGGAGACCCCAUCGAUCAGAAAUCUCGUCGCGCCAAGCGAAUAUUGAAACAGGUCCCCGAGGACCACCGUCAAUUCAAUCCCAUGGACGAUAGCUUGUACGUGACGAAGGAGUUUCACCAGGCUUACCACCACUACAUCAAGGUCGUUUCAACCCACUUGAACAUGGGAACCGCGCUGGCGAACCAGAUGCUCACCUACCAGUUUUUGGAACAAUCCCAGAUCGUCUAUUACGAUGAGACAAACGUUCCAGAGGCCCGGUUCUCGUACGAUCUUAGUCCGAUGAGUGUUGUCGUCGAAAAGGAGGGACGAAAAUGGUACGAUUACCUAACGAGUUUGUGUGCCAUCAUUGGAGGAACAUUCACAACACUGGGGUUGAUCGAUGCUGUCCUCUACAAGGUCUUCAAACCAAAGAAGUUAUAAUGCAACGAAACGCAAUGAAAGUUAAACAUGGCGAUAUCGGUUGAGCAUGAGCUAUUUUAGUACUGAGAUUGUUAGAUCUUAAUCGAUGCAAUUGAGCCCAAUUUUAAGAACAAGUCAAAAAUGACAAUACAAUCAUCUACACGUAUAAUGUAAAUGAAAUAGAAAAGCUAAACAAAU